AUGACUUAUUACAAACAAUGCCUUACAAAACCUCUAAAUCCACAAUAUAGAGGUGGAAUUGCGACAAACCCAGAACUGGAACAUGGUUCGGAAGGUUGGGAGGGGUUUGGAGAUUCUAAAAUCGAGUGGAGAGAAUCCGAGGACAAGGAUAACAAAUUCAUUGUAGCACAUAAAAGAGUUCACGCUUUUCAUAGUCCUUCGCAAACAUUCUUUUUAGAAAAGGAUAAAAUCUAUACUUUUUCUGCUUGGUUACAAGUAAGUCAUGGGAAUGAAAGCAUAUUUGCCAUAUUCAAAUCAAAAUCUGCAUUGCAUAAAGCUGGUACUGUAGUGGCUCAUUCUGGGUGUUGGUCUAUGCUUAAAGGUGGCAUAUCUGUUCAUAAAUCCGAGCGAUUUGAACUAUAUUUCGAGAGUAAUAAUACAAACAUUGAGAUAUGGGUUGAUAACAUUUCGUUACAACCAUUUACUGUAAAGCAAUGGAAAUCUCACAUUGAUCAUAGUGUUGAAAAGAUUCGUAAGAACCAUGUAAAAUUGCGGUUGGUAGAUGUUAAUGGAAAGCCUUUGGUGAAUACGUCGGUGUUGAUUAGACAAAGAAAGAACCACUUCCAAUUCGGAUGCGCCAUAAACAGUAACAUCCUAACAAAUAGUGGUUAUCAGAAAUGGUUUACCUCUCGUCAAUUCACAGUAACCACAUUUGAGAACGAGAUGAAAUGGUAUAGCACAGAAUCGAAUAGAGGCGUAGAGGACUAUUCGGUUGCUGAUGGCAUGCUGAAAUGGGCCAAGAACCAUAAGCUCUCGGUACGUGGUCACAAUGUCCUAUGGAAUGAUCCCAAGUACCAAGUUGGGUGGCUCAACUCCCUAUCGAACCAUGAUUUCAAACAAGCCGUCGAUAAAAGGAUAAACUCAAUCGUGAGUAGAUAUGCAGGUCAAUUGAUUGCAUGGGAUGUCGUGAAUGAGAACCUACACUUCAAUUAUUUUGAGAGUAGGCUUGGAAGUAAAGUCGAUUUGUUUAGGAAGAUAAGUGCAAGAGACUCUAGAACACCAUUGUUCUUGAAUGAAUAUAAUACAAUUGAAGAGCCAAGGGAUAUGGCUAGCUCACCAGAUAAAUAUAUACAAAAGAUUAAGCAGAUAAAGGCUCAAGGAUAUAAUGGGCCAUUAGGUAUUGGGCUUGAGGCUCAUUUUAAUAAACCAAAUCUAGCUUACAUGAGAGCUUCUAUUGAUAAACUUGCCACAACAGGAUUACCCAUUUGGCUCACAGAAGUGGAUGUUGGUGGCUCUGGCCCUAGACAGGCAAGAUAUUUAGAUCAAGUGUUAAGAGAAGGGUAUGGACACCCUGCAGUCAAAGGAAUAGUGUUAUGGGCAGGAUGGAAGCCAGAAGGAUGCUAUAGAAUGUGCUUGACCGACAAUAAUUUUAAAAAUCUUCCAACCGGAGAUGUGGUAGACAAGUUUCUUAGCGAGUUAAAGCUUAAAAAGGACCUUUCUGUUAUGACAGAUGACAAGGGUUAUUUUGAGACCAAACUUCAUCACGGAGAUUAUAAGUUGAGAAUCAAUUAUUCAAGUUUGAGGUUAAACAAUUUAUACGGAGCUAAAGAAUCUGGUUUUCAAGUAACAAAUGCAUUGGAUAGAAUACAACCUGUUCAAAUUAUUACUAUUUGA
This is a messenger RNA of Impatiens glandulifera, 1653 nucleotides long. Its product is annotated as endo-1,4-beta-xylanase 5-like. Gene Ontology annotation, biological process: carbohydrate metabolic process. Gene Ontology annotation, molecular function: hydrolase activity, hydrolyzing O-glycosyl compounds. The record is from RefSeq and is a predicted model, not a curated record. Lineage: Eukaryota; Viridiplantae; Streptophyta; Magnoliopsida; Ericales; Balsaminaceae. The coding region runs from base 1 to 1653 and encodes 550 amino acids. The transcript is spliced from 6 exons.